GGCUGUCUUUUCAUUCCCUAAACACAAAAUUUGAAACACAAGAUUCCAAAUCAAAAUCUUUGAUUUAAAAAACUCAUAUUUGUUUAACGAGUAGAGAAAGAAAAGGGGAAAUUUGAAAAACAUUGGAAGAGAAGAAAAUGGAAGGAGAAAUUAGGGUUUGGUGUUUGGAACAUCUUCUUAGAAAAUCAAGCAUCAAGACCAACCUCAUCAACAAAUUUAUUUCUAAAAUCUCACUCUCCAAUACCGAUUACCGCACCAAGAAAACAAUGAUCCUCAGAACCCUCGAAGAUGCCUUGUCGGAAGCAUUUAUCCCAGAAUAUAUGCUCCAAAUUUUUGAGGUACUAGAAAAACUGUUACUUUGUCGCGACUCUUCAAAUCCAAAUUCAAAUUCAAAUUCAAUCGCUGCUGCCAUGAAAGCUGCUUAUUGUAGUAUUGCAGUUGAAUCUACACUCAAGCAUCUCGAUGCAGGAACAUCAAACCCUAUGUACGGCAAAGCGGUGAAGAGGAUAUGGAAAGAUAGGGUUCAUGAUAUGCACAAUGAGGGAAGUAGUUUUCUAUUAUCCGAUGAAUUGAAAGAAUGGAAAAGUGAGAUUGAGAAAUCGCUUUUGGAUGGAGAAGUUAGGAAGAAGCUUGCUUCCAUUCCGUUUACUCGAAGAGACGCGAUUGUAAAGGUGCAGGCUUUUUUGGCUGAAGCUUGGGAGGACUUAGGCCCUUCCUUUCUUGAAUCAGUGGCGAACAAUCAGUUGGAUUCGAGUGUGGAUGGCUUGCAGAAACAACAGGAAGUUUCUCCAAUAGAAAUUCGGAAAGACAAUGAGAAGGUUGAAGGGAAGUUUACUACUGCUGUUGAUCUUGAGGAAGUGGAUUUAUCAACCUCUUGUGUAAAAGCUGACACUUUGCGGAUUAGCGAGAGCACGAAGAAUGGGGAAUCUCUUAAGGGAAGUUCUGUGGAGUUGCAAACCUUGGCCAAGGAUUCUGGUUUGGUAAUUGAGGACACGAAUGAGGAGCCACAAAUGGAAAACCCGAGUUUGGAUGCAAACUUGCCCAACGCACAAGCUUGCCAGGGUAGUAAUAAUAACGAGACUAAUCUUAAUGAGACAACUUCUGUUCAUCAAAGUGAUGCUCAUCUCCCUAACUUGAUGAAACCAAAUAGUACUGCUCGAACUCAUGAGUGGGAUGAUUCCAUAGAUGGCUUACAUGCUAGUAAAUUUAGUUUGCCUAGUCCAAAGAGGAGGAAACAUUCUCCAUUGAAGGCGUAUGAACCAAAAAACAUCGUAAAAAGGAGAAAACCGAAAAAAUGGAGUAAAUUGGAAGAGGAUACCCUAAGAACCGGAGUAAACACAUUUGGCAAAGGAAACUGGAAACUAAUCCUUAACGCGUAUACGUUUGAAGAGAGAACUGAAGUUGAUUUGAAGGACAAAUGGAGAAACAUGAUGCGGUAUGGAGGCGAAUGAAUCAUUUGGCAGUGCAUAGUUUUUUUUGUGAGAUAGUUCAUAUGACCUACAUUAGCUAUACAACUGAGUCCAUAUAAUGAACUAAAAUUAAGAUGUACAUAUCUAUUUUGAAUUUGAGAGGUAUGUUUCAAUGUAUUUUUGCAUACAACCAUUAUGUUAUUGGCUUAUUAUGUUUCUAGACAACACCAAUUAGAGUUAGCACCGAAAACCGACUUAUAAUCAAAAUGAAAAAAAGUUCAAUUAUUGAAGUUGUUUAUAAUAACACGGACUCUAGGUUGUUAAUCUUGGAUAAUGGUGUGCAACAUCGAACCCCUAAAAAUUCUAUUAAGAUGUUUGGAAUUAGGGAAAUUUUUUUUUCGAGAGAAUUAAAAAUGAUUUGAUGAAAAUCCAUAGUUUAGAUGAAAAAUAUAGAUAUUUGUUAAAAUGAUGUAAAUUUAUGAAGUUUUUUAUUAUUUUAAAUUUAAAGAAUUUCAAAUGACACAAAAAA
Molecule: messenger RNA, 1938 nt
Organism: Vicia villosa (hairy vetch)
Lineage: Eukaryota; Viridiplantae; Streptophyta; Magnoliopsida; Fabales; Fabaceae
Exons: 5
Coding region: 138-1451 (437 amino acids)
Source: RefSeq, a predicted model, not a curated record